CUCGCGCUCCCCGCUGGCCGCGGCUCCCUCGCGCUCUCCCUGUCUCCUGUCCGCUCCGCCGAGCGAUGCGAGUUCUGGGCCCUGGCGACGCCGCCUCUCGCUAGAGCUCUGCACCCCCCACCCCCGGCCCGGCCCUCUGCCCAGCCCUGCCCUGCGCGCGGGGGUCGGAGAAGGCGCCGCGGACGCACCGACGGCCGAGGAGCUGCGAUGCACAUGCACUAGCGGCACCCCCUAACUCACUCCCUCCACACCCCGCGCCGCCGCCGCCUCCACCUUCUCCGCCUCCGCCUCCUCCUCCUCCGCCUCCGGCAGCCGCGGCAGAAGGACCCACCCUGCCCCCCACCCCACCCUCCGCCGGCUCUGGCUGCGGAUCCAGCCUCGACUCCUAUUUUAUUUAUUUUGGGUCGUGCACUAGCCUCGGUGCCUGCAACCCGCGCCUCCCGGGCCCGCGGGCGCCUCCUCUCUCGGCUCCGGAGCCCCAGAUCCCGGCCACCCUCACCUCGACACCCCCAGACCCCAGCCAGCCGCCGCUAAUCUUCGCCGCUGGAAUCUUGAUAGAGGCUGUCCUUUUGGGGGGAUUCUGAUCUUUCGACAAUUUUGUUCCCAGCCAAGGAGAGGAUAUCGUGAUUUUCUCCCCUUUGAGCCCAGGCUCUGCUCUGUGGGGGGGUGGGGGGCGCGCCGACCCGGGGAGUCGUGCCAGCCGAGUCGUGCGGGCUGUGGCAGGGAAGGGGCCACCAUGGGAUGUACUCUGAGCGCAGAGGAGAGAGCCGCCCUCGAGCGGAGCAAGGCAAUUGAGAAAAACCUCAAAGAAGAUGGCAUCAGCGCCGCCAAAGACGUGAAAUUACUCCUGCUGGGGGCUGGAGAAUCAGGAAAAAGCACCAUUGUGAAGCAGAUGAAGAUCAUCCACGAAGAUGGCUUCUCUGGAGAAGACGUGAAGCAGUACAAGCCUGUCGUCUACAGCAACACCAUCCAGUCUCUGGCAGCCAUUGUCCGGGCCAUGGAUACUUUGGGCGUGGAGUAUGGUGACAAGGAGAGGAAGGCGGAUUCCAAGAUGGUGUGUGAUGUGGUGAGUCGUAUGGAAGACACUGAACCGUUCUCUGCAGAACUUCUUUCUGCCAUGAUGCGACUCUGGGGCGACUCAGGGAUCCAGGAGUGCUUCAACCGAUCUCGGGAGUAUCAGCUCAAUGACUCUGCCAAAUACUACCUGGACAGCCUGGAUCGGAUUGGAGCCGCUGACUACCAGCCCACCGAGCAGGACAUCCUCCGAACCAGAGUCAAAACAACCGGCAUCGUAGAAACCCACUUCACCUUCAAGAACCUCCACUUCAGGCUGUUUGAUGUCGGGGGCCAGCGAUCUGAACGCAAGAAGUGGAUCCACUGCUUUGAGGAUGUCACGGCCAUCAUCUUCUGUGUCGCACUCAGCGGCUAUGACCAGGUGCUCCACGAGGACGAAACCACGAACCGCAUGCACGAGUCUCUCAUGCUCUUCGACUCCAUCUGUAACAACAAGUUUUUCAUCGAUACCUCCAUCAUUCUCUUCCUCAACAAGAAAGACCUCUUUGGCGAGAAGAUUAAGAAGUCACCCUUGACCAUCUGCUUUCCUGAAUACCCAGGCUCCAACACCUAUGAAGAUGCAGCUGCCUACAUCCAAACACAGUUCGAAAGCAAAAACCGCUCACCCAACAAAGAAAUUUACUGUCACAUGACUUGUGCCACAGACACGAAUAAUAUCCAGGUGGUAUUCGACGCCGUCACCGAUAUCAUCAUUGCCAACAAUCUCCGGGGCUGCGGCUUAUACUGACCUCUUGUCCUGUAUAGCAACCUAUUUGACUGCUUCAUGGACUCUUUGCUGUUGAUGUUGAUCUCCUGGUAGCAUGACCUUUGGCCUUUGUAAGACACACAGCCUUUCUGUACCAAGCCCCUGUCUAACCUACGACCCCAGAGUGACUGACGGCUGUGUAUUUCUGUAGAAUGCUGUAGAAUACGGUUUUAGUUGAGUCUUUACAUUUAGAACUUGAAAGGAUUUAAAAAAAAAACAACCAUUUCUCAUGUGCUUUGUAGCUUUAAAAGAAAAAAGGAAAACUCACCAUUUCAUCCAUAUUUCCUUUUUAUUUUGAAGUAAAUAAAAAAAACAAAACCCAUACACGUCAGUACCCACACCCUCCCCCUCUCCCCACCCCAGAUCGAAGGGGCUGGCCCACAGCAGCAGUACUGGGCCUGGUGCCUCCCAGGGCUAGGCUUUCUAGAAGGCCACUGGCCACUGUUCCCACCCUCCCCCAUGCCUGUUGGCUGCGCAGACACCUCAUGUACCACCAGGCAGUGGCAGCUCCGCCCUGCCCAGCCACGCGACUCCACAAACACACUCACUCAAAGUUUGUGUAGAAAAAGCACAGCUCUGGCAGGGGUAGCUGCCACAGACAACGCUCAUCAUGUAUAGAAAUCCAGCCCGAUAGAAGCAAGUCACCCGCCCCUUCCUAUACGCCCGUUGUGUGGUUACUUUUUGGUUUUUCUUCUUGUCCUAGUGAGUACUUCCCAUGCAUACCUGACCAGCUCUGCCGGUGUCUGGGGAACGGGUUGUGUGGUUUGGUUUGGUUUUUGUUUUUCCUUUAACAUCACAGCCUCUGGCCUUGGGCAGAAGCCCUCCCUUGUGUGUGCCCUCCCCCUCUCCCUCUCCUCUCUGUUCCAGUGACAUGUGUUCCCUCGCUCUCAUGUUGGGAUGUUUGUGCUGCAGAUAAAAAGAACAAAAAAAUAAAUAAAUAAAGUUUUUAAAUACCACAAGAUGGAAGAAAAACAAAAAAAAAUUUAAAAAGAUGGAAUGUAGUGUUUACAUUAAAGCCAGUUUUCAUGACCAGUCCUAUGUCAUUUCUACUUGACUAGUAUCUAACCCCAGACCUGUUCACAGUUUCACUUUUAAGACUAUUUGCUGAAGACCAGUCACAGCCAUUUCAAUAAAGGAGGCGAAAAGGCUAAACACAAAAAAUUAAAAAUACAGAAAAAAAACUUGAAAAACAGGAAAAAAGUAAAAAAAAUAAAAAUAAAAAGCCCACGGGUCUUUGUAAGCCUUUCUAUUCCCAACGGUGAGGUUUCUGUGACACCUGACACUG
Messenger RNA from Grammomys surdaster, 3104 nucleotides. RefSeq names its product G protein subunit alpha o1 (gene Gnao1). Gene Ontology annotation, biological process: adenylate cyclase-modulating G protein-coupled receptor signaling pathway; G protein-coupled dopamine receptor signaling pathway. Bases 737 to 1801 code for a protein of 354 amino acids. The transcript is spliced from 9 exons. Gene Ontology annotation, molecular function: GTP binding; GTPase activity; mu-type opioid receptor binding. The record is from RefSeq and is a predicted model, not a curated record. Gene Ontology annotation, cellular component: heterotrimeric G-protein complex. Lineage: Eukaryota; Metazoa; Chordata; Mammalia; Rodentia; Muridae.